AUGAUGCAACAACAUCUUCGCACGGAUCCUGGAGUUGAAAAUCCCAUUCAAGAGCUUCAGAUCAAUACAAUGAAUGUGAUGGAUAUAUUGCAUAAGGAGAGUGAUUUCGUAAAGAUGAGAAAUAUAGUUCAACUUGAAGAGAAUAUCCGAAAGUUGAUGGAAUCGCAGAAUACUCGGGUACAAGAAGUCAUCAAUACACUCACUCAAACCUUGAAUACAGCAGAGAAUUAUAGCCAUAUGAAAACAUUAAUGGAAGAACAUGAGGAGAAAAUGAGAAUUUUGAAACGAGAGAUGGAUGAUCUGAACUUUUCUGUCAGCAAUUAUGAAGGAAGGCUUUCCGAAGUUGAAACGGAGAUUCAAGAAGCCAUGCAAAAAUUCGAAGCAUUGAGACAAGAGGAACAAGAAAUACAACACAAUAUUGAAAAUUGGAUAGAGCGAGACAAAAAUCUUAACUUACUGUAUAAUUUUGUGGCUCCAGUGGAAUGGGAUAUGUCAAGUGGAGGAAAAUUAUGUUCUCUCACUUCCACAAAAGAUUCAACCUGUAUUUGUCUCAACUUUGAAGAAAUGGAUCAAGAAUCUAUUCAUGAAUUUCUUUUUGACCAAUUGAACGACCAUGCUGUACAUAUAUAA
This is a messenger RNA of Naegleria fowleri, 630 nucleotides long. RefSeq lists its product as uncharacterized. Lineage: Eukaryota; Heterolobosea; Eutetramitea; Acrasida; Naegleriidae. The record is from RefSeq and is a predicted model, not a curated record. The transcript has a single exon. Bases 1 to 630 code for a protein of 209 amino acids.